UUUUUGUUUAGCGUUAUUUGUUUAUUUUCCUGCUUUGUAAAAACAAGCGAAAAUAACAUGAAUUUUUGAAAGUGGCAAAUUUUUAAACGUAUUGAACAAUUAAAUAUCCUGUUCGAAGUGUUUUAACAAUGGACCAUACUCCCAAAGCUCACGCGGAGCUAGAAGUUACUGGCGUUUCCCGAAGCGGUAGGGUAUGCAAGAAGUCGUCGAAAUUGAUGGAUUUCCAAUCUCCGGAUGAUAUAUCGGAUGCAAAGCAGAAGAAAGCACAAAAAUCAAAAUCUGCAGUUCCCGGUAGUACUGGAUUGGGGUAUCUCACAGAUGUUAAAUUGGGACAAGAAUCAGAGCUCCACAUGGGCGACGAGGAACUUCCUUCCGAUUCGGGGGAAGACGAACACGACUCCAACAUUGACUCGGAUGACGACGAUGAUGACGAUGUAAUGGACAUCGAAGACAUGGAAGUAACUCAGGAGGAAGACGACAAAAGUGAAGGAGAAUUGGUCAUCGAAACGGCGCCCAAACGCAGCUUGUACAUGUCGGAGAAAUCUUCCAAAUACAAAAAGAUGCUUAAAGAUGGAAAGGUUGUCAUGGGUAAAACACAACGCAAGGACAAAGGCGAACGGCGGUUCACUGCAUAUAUGCUUUGGGCCAAAGAAACCAGGAAGCAGCUCUCAAACUCUGAACUUGAUUAUCAUAGCAUGACAAAGCGCCUCGGUGAGAUGUGGGCAAACGUACCAAGCACUCAAAAGUACAGCUGGAAGCGCCGUGCUAAACGUAUUGCGAAUAAGUUUAAGCAAAACAAAGAGAAAGCACUUACAGCUCCAUUUGUAAAGCGAUACCUUCAUUUGGAAGAUUCCCCAGCCCCAGUGGGUAGCGUUGGAAACACAUCAGCUACUAAUGGAAGCUCUUCACGGUCAAAAAAGUCACAGAAGGCAGCCAAUAUGAUAUCGACAGAUACGAAACCAACGGUUACAGCGAAUGCCCAUCAUCCACCGGAGUCCCCAACCAAGGGGCACAUGAAACUCCCAGGCUAUCAGCCAACAGACGUGGCUGCUCAUCUAAAACUGCUUGGCGAUAGUCUGACAAUAAUCGGCGAACGCUUGAAGGAACAUGAGGGUCAAAUUGCAGUUUCUGGAAGUCUAUCUGUGCUGUUGGAUAGCUUGCUUUGCUCGCUGGGCCCGCUGAUGUGUUUGACUAUUCACAUUCCGGGUUUAGAAUCCGACACGGAGCAUUUGAAGGACUUGUUUCAAAACACCUUGGAUAAUAUUGCAUAUGUGAUGCCAGGUCUAUAAAUAAAUAAUAUUUAACACACCUUA
This is a messenger RNA of Aedes aegypti (yellow fever mosquito), 1313 nucleotides long. RefSeq names its product HMG box-containing protein 4. The record is from RefSeq and is a predicted model, not a curated record. Bases 129 to 1289 code for a protein of 386 amino acids. NCBI's taxonomy places the organism in Eukaryota, Metazoa, Arthropoda, Insecta, Diptera, Culicidae. The transcript has 5 exons.